AUGAAGACACUAGUGCUUUCCCUUCUCUGCCUCGCUCUGGUGAGCGUGACCGUUAGGGGAACCGGUUACGGUUCCGGCCUUGGAUUCGGCAGCACGGGAGGUUUCGGAUUGUAUGGUUCCGGUCUUGAGUUCGGGGGCGGUUCCGGUCUUGGUUACGGCGGCUUGGGAAGCUAUGGAUCUUUCGGUUCCGGUCUUGGGUUCAGCGGCUUUGGAGGCUUUGGAUCGUACGGUUCCGGUCUUGGUUACGGCGGCUUGGGAGGCUUUGGGUCGUAUGGUUCCGGUCUUGGCUUCGGUGGCGGUUCCGGUCUUGGAUUUGGCGGCGGUUAUGGAUCGUUUGGCGGCGGAAAGGGCUACGGCAAGGGAAUCGGCAAAAUUCCUUUCCUACCGGUACCGCGAUACCCGAUCCCCAUUCCCGUGGUCCCGGUCGUUAAAGUGCCUAGGCCGAUUCCCGUGGAAAUCCUGACAGUUGCCAAGGUUCCAGUUGCAAAAGGAAAGGGUGGAUACGGAAAGGGCCUGUCGGGUGGAUUUGGAAGUGGAUUUGGUAGUGGAUUUGGUAGUGGAUUUGGUAGUGGAUUUGGUAGUGGAUUAGGUGGUGGAUUUGGUGGAUAUGGAAGCGGCCUGUUAGGUGGAAUCGGUAGUGGAUAUGGAGGUGGAUUUGGCGGAUAUGGAAGCGGCCUGUCAGGUGUAUUCGGUAGUGGAUUUGGCGGAUAUGGAAGCGGUCUAUCAGGAGGAGUCGGUGGUGGAUUUGGUGGAUAUGGAAGCGGCCUUUCAGGUGGGUUAAGCAGUGGAGUUGGCGGAUAUGGAAGCGGCCUGUCCAGUGGAAUCGGUAGUGGAUGGGUGAGUGGAGUUGGCGGUGGAUUGGGUGGAUACGGAAGCGGCUUGUCAAGUGGAUUUGACAGCGGGUUGUUGGGUGGAUUUGACGGAUUUGGAAGCGGCCUGACUGGUGCAUUUGACGGAUACGGUAGCGGAUUGUCGGGUGGAUUUGGCGGAUUUGGUAGCGUUUUGUCAGGCGGAUAUGGUGGAUUCAGUAGCGGGCUCGACGGUCUGGGUGGUAAUAUCGGUGGAUACGGUCUUGGGCCUGUUGGAUUUGGCGUCGGUGGUUUGGGUAACGGUAUCUGGGCCGGAGGACUGACAGGCGGCUGGGGAGGUAGCAACGUUGGCGCAGGAUGGGGGACCGGAAACCUCGGAUCCAGUGGCUGGGGAAACGGAAAUCUCGGAUCCAGUAGUUGGGGAACCGGAACCGGCUGGGGGACCGGAAACCUCGGAUCCAGUGGCUGGGGAAACGGAAACCUCGGAUCCAGUAGUUGGGGAACCGGAACCGGCUGGGGGACCGGAAACGUCGGAUCCAACGGCUGGGGAACCGGAACCAGCGGCUUUGGAACUGGAACUGGCUGGGGGACCGGCUGGGGGAACGGAAACAUCGGAACCAGUGGCUGGGGGACCGGAACCGGAUCGGGGAUCGGUAACAUCGGAACCAGUGGAUGGACGGCCGGAAACAUCGGAUCCGCCUCUUGGGGCAAAGUGGUGUAACCGGAAGAUUCCCAACUAUACAUUUAACAAAAAGAUGAAUCCUAGUGGAUGUUGGGCCUUGUUACGCCGCGAUGCUGCUGUGCUGUACAUUCCUGUAGAUAUCAUCCUCAUUGCUGUACCACAACUACCCUUUUAGUGAACACCUUUUUGUUU
Molecule: messenger RNA, 1683 nt
Organism: Dreissena polymorpha
Lineage: Eukaryota; Metazoa; Mollusca; Bivalvia; Myida; Dreissenidae
Exons: 6
Coding region: 1-1530 (509 amino acids)
Source: RefSeq, a predicted model, not a curated record